Aspergillus bombycis is the source of this 1716-nucleotide messenger RNA. Its product is annotated as putative MFS efflux transporter. Gene Ontology annotation, biological process: transmembrane transport. NCBI's taxonomy places the organism in Eukaryota, Fungi, Ascomycota, Eurotiomycetes, Eurotiales, Aspergillaceae. The record is from RefSeq and is a predicted model, not a curated record. Gene Ontology annotation, molecular function: transmembrane transporter activity. The coding region runs from base 1 to 1716 and encodes 571 amino acids. The transcript is spliced from 3 exons.
AUGCAGAUAUGUCAAGGUUUAGCUCCCACCCUCACAGGCUCGUUCGCGGACCAAGCUGGCCGCCGCCCGGCCUAUAUCAUCUGCUUUCUGAUCUAUAUAACAAGCAACAUCGCCCUAGCCCUACAGCAUAGUUAUCCCAUGCUUCUGGUCCUCCGCGCGAUCCAGAGUAGUGGUAGCAGUGGCACUGUGGCCUUGGCAUCGGCCGUCGCUGCCGAUAUCAUCACCUCCGCUGAACGGGGAACAUACAUGAGCAUUACCUCCCUAGGGAAUAUCCUUGCACCAGCACUAGGCCCUCUCAUAGGUGGUGUCUUGAGCGAGUAUCUAGGAUGGCAAUCAAUAUUCUGGUUCCUAGCAAUCUCAUCCACCGUCUUCUUCAUCCCUCUCGUGCUCUUCUUUCCAGAAACAUGUCGGACCAUUGUCGGUGACGGCUCAAUCCCGGGGUCAAGAUGGAACAAAUCCAUCCUCAAUUGGUGGAUCUCCAAACGUUCCUACGGAGGGCCUAUUGCUACUCCUACCAACCCAGAGCCGGUCCUCCAAGCACAACUACCAAAACGAAAGAUCAACCCCCUAUCUACGAUAUUCCUUCUUUUCCAUCUCCCAACUAGCCUCAUCCUCAUAUCGAACGGCCUUGUCUUUGCAAGCUACUACGCUAUAACAGCCGGUCUACCUUCCCAGCUCAGAUCCAUCUAUGGUCUAAGUGACCUGAAUAUCGGCUUAAGCUUUUUCCCAAUGGGCGCUGGUACCCUCCUAAGCGCAACAGUCAACGGGGUAAUCGUAGACAGGAAUUACCGGCGAAUGAUUGCGAAAGGCAGACAAGACAUGGACUACUUUGAUGUCGAGAAAGCUCGAUUGGGAGUUGGGGGGCCAAUAGCUCUCCUAGCCCCCCUCCCGAUUCUCCUCUACGCCCUCACGAUAUCAACAGCCAAGCCACCGCCCCUUACGCUAACCCUAGCACUCAUCUUUACUAUAUCCUUCACCCUAACAGCCACGUACAACAUCCUAAACAUCCUUCUUGUGGACCUCCACUACACAACACCAGCAACAAUAAUGGCAACAAAUAACCUCGUCCGAUGCUUCCUAGGCGCAGCAGCAACAGCCCUUGUCCACCCCUGUAUCCAGUACUGGGGCGCUAAGGCAACCACGGGCGGACUCAAUCCCGAAUUGACCUAUCUCCUUCUAUUCUUUGACUUGGACGUUGUUUACGACAUGGACGCAACAGUCGCAUUACACUGGUACCAGCCUGAUAUGGUUUGCGUUAUGCCACGCAGCAGCCAGAUGGAUAUAUCUAAGGAGAAUCGAAUUUUGGAGAGAGAAGACGGAUAUUCCAAUGGCGGGAUCCUGGUCAACCAGAGCACGGGAGCUGAAUACAUCGCUCCACGACCACCACCUUUCUCGCACCAUCGAUAUGUCCACCUCCUCUUCGUCCAAAAGACGGAUUUCCAGUUCCCAAAGUGCUAUUCCCAUAUCUUCCCGCCGACGGCAGAGGCGAGAGCGGGCUUCGAUGUGCACCAGUUCGUAGCCGCCGCUAGGCUUGGUGCGCCCGUGGCCGGGAACUAUUUCAUGGUGGAGUACGAUGGGCCCGUGAUGAAGCCGACGGCUACGGCUAGUCCGACGACGACGUGGCUACGGUCUAUGCUGUGCGAGGGUGCAAAUCCCACGGGUUCGGCCGGGACAAAGGCAUGUGAGAUGGGAGGGAAGCUGCAGGUUGUGAUGUAG